AAAAAAUGAUUUCAGUAAUUCGACAUGGCAUUCAAUAUGGGCGAGGAACUUUGGUAUGCCUCUCAAAAACAAGUUCAGGUACACAGAUGGCAGCAGCCCGCUGUCCAGUCUUGUUACAACGGAAUGCUAGCCACAGAAAAUCUACUUUACAAAUGAUGAGCACUUCAGUAUCUAGAACAGAUGUAACGCCUUCAAGUAUACUCUUGUUAAUUGUUCCAAUAUCAACUUUCUGCUUGGGUACAUGGCAGUAUCAGCGGAGGAAGUGGAAGCUCAACUUGAUUGCUGAACUAGAGGAGAAGACCAAGACUCCACCUAUUGAUCUUCCUCAAGACUUGUAUGAGUUGAAUGAUUUGGAAUAUCAGCGAAUAAAACUCACUGGAACAUUUGACCAUACAAGAGAAAUCUUCUUAGGUCCACGUCCAUUAAUG
This is a messenger RNA of Penaeus vannamei (Pacific white shrimp), 428 nucleotides long. The record is from RefSeq and is a predicted model, not a curated record. NCBI's taxonomy places the organism in Eukaryota, Metazoa, Arthropoda, Malacostraca, Decapoda, Penaeidae.